Zingiber officinale is the source of this 865-nucleotide messenger RNA. Its product is annotated as ethylene-responsive transcription factor ERF003-like. The transcript has 2 exons. Bases 174 to 656 code for a protein of 160 amino acids. Gene Ontology annotation, biological process: regulation of DNA-templated transcription. Lineage: Eukaryota; Viridiplantae; Streptophyta; Magnoliopsida; Zingiberales; Zingiberaceae. Gene Ontology annotation, molecular function: DNA-binding transcription factor activity; DNA binding. The record is from RefSeq and is a predicted model, not a curated record.
CAAAAGCCGGAAAUGAAAUGGAGUGACGAAUUCGAUCGUGUCCACUCCAAACCCUGCAGCCAUUAACGCACGCUGCUUUAUAAACAGAGCAACCUUCGACCUCGCUGUCUCUUCCUCACCAUAAACAGAGCAAUCUUCUCUUGCUUUUCGCACUUCGUCUCUCUCCCCAAAUCAUGGUGAGGCCACAGCAGCGCUACCGCGGCGUCCGUCAGCGCCACUGGGGAUCCUGGGUAUCCGAAAUCCGCCACCCCCUGCUGAAGACGAGGAUUUGGCUCGGCACUUUCGAGACGGCGGAGGACGCGGCGCACGCCUACGACGAGGCCGCUCGGCUCAUGUGCGGGGCACGCGCGCGGACCAACUUCCCCGGCGGUUCGCCCCCGAAGACCAACUACUUGUCCGCCGCGCUCACCGCGAAGCUCCACCGCUGCAACUUGGCGUCGCUCCAAGCCGCUGCUCAGCUUAAGGGCGGCGGUCAAGGUCGGACGCCGUCGAACGGCCGCGAAACGCCCGAGUUCGCCGACGGCCAGACUAAGCAGGAGGAGUGUGAUGGCCAUGAGGUUGAGUUCGACUGCUUGGAGGAGCACCAAAUAGAGCAGAUGAUACAGGAGCUGCUCGAUUCUAAUCUCUGCAUCGAGAUCUGCUGCACUUCUCUGUGAUCGUCUCAACGUUAUUUAUUUAAUUUUCUCCGAAUUUAGAUGAUUUCAAAUCUAUGCAUCAUCAGAAUAGUAGUUGUUGUACAGGUAUCUGUUCAUAAAGAUUAUCCAGUUGUUAGCAUAAGUCAGUUGAAGUUAUGACUUGCUGCAUAUUCUCCUUUCUAGAUAGAUUAUAAAAGUCUCUGUGUUUUUUACAAGGAAAUUUUCUUCAA